Carcharodon carcharias (great white shark) is the source of this 1495-nucleotide messenger RNA. It is a transcript of the gene ebna1bp2, whose product is annotated as EBNA1 binding protein 2. Gene Ontology annotation, biological process: ribosomal large subunit biogenesis; rRNA processing. The record is from RefSeq and is a predicted model, not a curated record. NCBI's taxonomy places the organism in Eukaryota, Metazoa, Chordata, Chondrichthyes, Lamniformes, Lamnidae. The transcript has 9 exons. The coding region runs from base 39 to 1022 and encodes 327 amino acids. Gene Ontology annotation, cellular component: nuclear periphery; preribosome, large subunit precursor; nucleolus.
AGGGCGCGGUUUCUUGUUCAGUCCGGACGGGAGUCUUUAUGCGCCGGGGAACUGCUUCCGCUCAGUCAGGUGAGGCCGGAGGCGGCAGCAUGGCCCGGGAUGGACAAUCGGAGUCUGACACUGACGCAUCGGAGCUGUCCGACUUGGAGCUUCAAGAUGCAUUUUCAAAGGGUUUACUCAAACCUGGUUUGAACGUAGUGGAAGAAUUAGGGAAGAAAUAUGUCAACAAUGUGGUGGGUUUGAAACAAUGCUUAGAAGAUUUCAAGAAAAACAUCGAGUGGGUGGAGAGGCUUGACAUGACAAAUGGCCCAGCUGCUGACAUCAUAGCAAUGGCUGAAGGGAAAUCUGUAAAACAGGAACAUUCCGAUAUUGACCCAGAUGAUGACUUCCAGCGUGAGAUGUACUUUUAUCGCCAAGCACAGGCAACUGUAUUAGGUGCAUUACCUCAGCUGCAGCGACUGAAAAUUGCAACAAAGAGACCGGAUGACUACUUUGCUGAGAUGGCCAAGUCAGACCAGCAAAUGCAGAAGAUUCGAGAAAAAAUGUUAUCAAAACAGAUCUCCAUGGAAAAGUCUGAAAAGGCUAAACAACUCCGAGCAUUGCGAAAAUAUGGCAAAAAGGUUCAAAUAGAAGUUAUACAGCAACGUCAGAAAGAAAAGAAAGCCAUGAUGACAGCAGUGAAAAAGUACCAGAAAGGACUCUCUGACAAAUUGGAUUUCCUUGAAGGUGAUAAAGUUUCUUCAAAAGCAAAGAAAGAAGCUGGAGGAGGAUUAGCAGCUGGAAUUUCACAGCAGAAAAAAGGAAUGAAUGCAAAGCGAAAAUACAAAAAUCAGAAGUUUGGGUUUGGAGGGAAGAAAAAAGGCUUAAAGUGGAACACCAAAGAUAGUCACAAUGACGUCUCCAGCUUCAGAUCAAAAAUUGCACAUUCCAAAAACAGCAGUUUUGGAAAAGGAGGAAAGAAGAAUGCAAAUAAGCGUCCUGGCAAAAGGAAUAGACAGAAGAUGAAAAACCAAGCACGAUAAUGAACUGAAAAUAGAGAAAGAUUUUGCUAUCCAGCUUCCCCACAGUGUGGGGUUUAAUGAACUUAGUUUGCUCUUUUGUUUAUGUAUACAGAUUUUUUUUCAUGAGGAUACGGAAUGUUUCCUACAGAAGAAGAAAAAAUCUGUUUUUGAUUAUUAAGUACAACAUUUUUGGUUGAAGCUUGUUAUUUUUGGAUGGUAUUGAAAUCUGGGAACAGUUGACCUAAAUGUUGGUCUGAAAUAUUUUUGUAAAUCACUUCAGAAAUUACUUUUAAAAAUAAUAGUUCCUACCUACGAUGACCUAUUUUUAACCAUGGACAGAUUGCACCAUUUAGUUACUUAUCACUGGGCAUCUUAAAUAACUUCCAAAAUUCAGUAUAUGAAAGACCAGUGACUUAUUGGUCCUAGAAUAAGCUUGUAUAUUUGUAGUGACCACAGGGUUGUUAAACAAUGCAAAAAUAAAUCCCAGCAUCUCA